This is a messenger RNA of Mesoplodon densirostris (Blainville's beaked whale), 3087 nucleotides long. It is a transcript of the gene IFNAR2, whose product is annotated as interferon alpha and beta receptor subunit 2. The record is from RefSeq and is a predicted model, not a curated record. The coding region runs from base 133 to 1827 and encodes 564 amino acids. Lineage: Eukaryota; Metazoa; Chordata; Mammalia; Artiodactyla; Ziphiidae. The transcript has 9 exons. Gene Ontology annotation, molecular function: interleukin-22 receptor activity; protein binding.
UGAAAGUAAAGAAAGGACGUAUAAGAUAACAAAGAUGCUUUUGAGCCAGAAUGUCUCAGCGGUUGGACCACUUAAUUUGUAUCCCAUGGUAUCCCUGUGUCAUCUGUUCCAUAGUUUAUCAGUAAGGUAUCCAUGAGUGGGACACUUCUCCCCAGACAAGUGCCAUGCAUUGGAGAGUAUAUGACAGCCCUGGGCCCCCACCUACUAAAAAUGCCCCUAAGCCGCCCCCCGACUCGCCAAGUCGUGGUGACAUCCAGGAAACGAAUGAGAAUCCCCACUUCCCAUCACCAAGACCUUUCUUCUUCCACCAACCCUGUGCACAUCAGCCUCAUGUUUGGUAUCUCGUAUGUUUUGACUGAUUUUUCAGAUGAAUCUUGCACUUUAAAGAUGACAUUACGAAAUUUGCAGUCAAUCUUAUCGUGGAAAUUAAAAAACCAUUCAAUUGUACCAACUCACUAUACAUUAUGGUACACCAUCAUGAGUAAACAAGAAGAUAUGAAGAUCGUUGGGGACUGUACGAAUAUCACAAGAUCAUUCUGUGACCUAACAGAUGUGUGGGUAAACAUGACAGAGAUGUACAUCCCCAAAGUUGUUGGAUUCAGAGGGAAUGCAGCUCUGGUCAGUUGUAUGGGCUCUUUCUUCCUGGCAAUGGACACACUGCCUUUGGACCCACCAGAGUUUGAGACUGUUGGUUUUACAGACCACAUCACUGUGAAUGUGAAAUUUCAGUCUGUCGCUCUGAAGAUACUAAAUGAGGAAGAAUUACAGUUUUACUUAGCAUUAAUUGAAGAACAAUCAGGGGGGAUGGUUAAGAAGCAUAAACCCAAAAUAAAUGGAAACAUCACUGAAAAUUUCAGUUAUGUCAUCGACAAGUUAAUUCCAAAAACAAACUACUGUGUAUCUGUUUAUUUUGAGCCUAAAGAUCCAAGAAAAAUAAAUAGAUCUCCCUUAAAGUGUACCCUCUUUCAACCUGGAUGGAAAUCAGAGUCAUCAGAAUCUGCCACAAUAGGAGGAAUAAUUACUCUGUUUUUAAUAGCUGCUGUCGUCAUAAGCAUUGUAAUGAUGCUGAAACGGAUCGGUUACAUAUGCUUAAGAAAUGAUUUCCCCAAAGUUUUGAAUUUUUAUACAUUGUCAGUCUGGGUAUUUCCCGGGCUGCCUCCGUUGGAAAAAGUGGCUACCGUGGAGGUCAUUCACAUCAACAGAAAGAAGAAAGUGUGGAAUUAUAAUUAUGAUGAUGAAAGUGACAGUGAUAAUGAAGCAGCCCCCCGAAUAAAUGCAGGUGGUUACACCACGCACGGACUAACGGGGGGCAGGCUGUGUCCCGCCUCUGUGUCCUCGGCCACCUUGGAAGACUGCAGUGACCCGGCUGCUGAGGAGCAUGACCUGCCCGAGCCCGAGGCUGAUGCUGAGGCCCUGAGGGCACCAGGGCCCAGCCCCUGGCAGUUGGAAUGCACAAGCAGGGGCUACCAGGGGAGAGGGAACCUGCUGCAGGACACCUUUUCCGAGGAGGACAGCAGCCCCGCGGAGGAGUCAGGGGAGAGAAUUGUCUUCAAUGUGGAUUUGAACUCUGUGUGCGUGAGGGCCCCUGAGGACAACGACGACUCAGAAGUCACUCCAGUGUUACCAUCUGGUCCAGAAGAGACAGUUGUGCUAGAGGACCCUGACGAGACAGAAUCGAACCUUCUUCUGGUGGCCAGUGGAGAAAGGACACAACUGCCCUUCCCCGGCCCCUCUGCGGAGUACCCGUGGUCUGAAGAUGCUCCUUCUGAUAAAAGUGACACUUCCAAGUCGGAUGUUGACAUGGGGGAUGGUUAUGUAAUGAGAUGAAUGAAUCAAGAAAUAUUUAAUUAACUUAGACGCCUGCUACCUCCGGUGCUGUCCCUCCCAGCACCCGCACUUGCUCCUUUGGGGUCUCCAAGUGUUCUCCGAGGGAAGGAUUAGGAGACUGGUGACAUCAUCUGUGCAAAUUCCCAGUCUGGGGGAAGGGGAGGUGGGAAACAGAGUAUUCUGUUAUCAUUCAUUGCUGUUGUUUACCAGUUCAAAGUGAUUUGCUUUGAAGGGAAAAGGCCCUGCCCAUUCCCUUUGUUCUCAUGGAUGUCUAAUGUUUCUGCAUCAUGUUUCCCAGCGUAAAGAGCAGGGUUUAUAGCAGGAGCAGUCAGCAUUGUUUUCCACAGGCUCCAGGGAAGAGCCGGAAAGCAGCAAAAAAAGAGGAGGGAGGCUGGGCUGCAGGAGAGAAAGGAGGGGCACACACCAGGAAACAGAAGCACACGCUUCGGGUUGGGUUAGAAGUAGGGAAGGUCCAUAUGACCCAGCAAUCCCACUACUGGGCAUAUACCCUGAGGAAACCAUAAUUCAAAAAGAGUCAUGUACCACAAUGUUCAUUGCAGCUCUAUUUACAAUAGCCCAGAAAUGGAAACAACCUAAGUGUCCAUCAUCGGAUGAAUGGAUGAAGAAGAUGUGGCACAUAUAUACGAUGGAAUAUUACUCAGCCUUAAAAAGAAACAAAAUUGAGCUAUUUGUAAUGAGGUGGAUGGACCUAGAGUCUGUCAUACAGAGUGAAGUAAGUCAGAAAGAGAAAGACAAAUUCCGUAUGCUAACACAUAUAUAUGGAAUUUAAGAAAAAAAAACUGUCAUGAAGAACCUAGGGGUAAGACAGGAAUAAAGACACAGACCUAUUUGAGAAUGGACUUGAGGAUAUGGGGAGGGGGGAGGGUAAACUGUGACAAAGCGAGAGAGAGGCAUGGACAUAGAUACAUAGUGGGAAGCAGCCGCAUAGCACAGGGGGAUCAGCUCGGUGCUUUGUGACCGCCUGGAGGGGUGGGAUAGGGAGCGUGGGAGGGAGGGUGAUGCAAGAGGGAAGUGAUAUGGGAACAUAUGUAUAUGUAUAACUGAUUCACUUUGUUAUAAAGCAGAAACUAACACACCAUUGUAAAGCAAUUAUACUCCAAUAAAGAUGUAAAAAAUAAUAAUAAAAAAAUAAAGUUGCCCAUUAGAUGUCAAAAAAAAAGAAGUAGGGAAGGUCCAGCCAAGUCUUGGGCACCUCCCAGAUGAUAUUCUGUUGCUUACACUCUUGAAAAUUCAACUCUC